This is a messenger RNA of Acomys russatus (golden spiny mouse), 2466 nucleotides long. It is a transcript of the gene C2, whose product is annotated as complement C2. Gene Ontology annotation, cellular component: extracellular region. Lineage: Eukaryota; Metazoa; Chordata; Mammalia; Rodentia; Muridae. The record is from RefSeq and is a predicted model, not a curated record. The coding region runs from base 1 to 2193 and encodes 730 amino acids. The transcript has 17 exons. Gene Ontology annotation, molecular function: serine-type endopeptidase activity. Gene Ontology annotation, biological process: proteolysis; complement activation.
AUGGCUGGGCCCCUGGGAGCUUCCUCACCUACUCCUGCCCCCUGGGCAGAUACCCAUCCCUGGCCUGGAGACUAUGCCAGAGCAACGGACAGUGGCAGACCCCAAGAUCUAGCUCGCUGCCCACCCUGCGGUCCCCUCAGCUGGUUAAAGCAGUCUGCAAGCGUGAGUCCUUUGGGCUUGGGGAAGUCUGUUCGCUGUCCAGCCCCUGCUGCUUUUGAGAACGGCAUAUACACCCCUCGGCUGGGGUCCCAUCCUGUGGGGGGCAACCUGAGCUUCGAAUGUGAGCACGGCUUCACCUUGCGAGGUUCACCUGUCCGGUACUGUCGCCCCAACGGCAUGUGGGACGGAGAGACGGCUGUGUGUGACGAUGGGGCGAGCCACUGCCCCAACCCAGGCGUUUCCGUGGGCACAGUUCGGACAGGCUCGAGCUUUGACCUUGGGGACAAGGUCAGUUACCGGUGCUCCUCCUCAAAUCUGGUGCUGACUGGCUCUGUGGAGCGGGAGUGUCAGAGCGACGGGGUGUGGAGUGGGACUGAACCCAUCUGCAGACAGCCAUACUCCUAUGACUUCCCUGAGGAUGUAGUGUCUGCCCUUGGCAUCUCCUUCACCAACCUGCUUGGAGCCACCAACCCCACCCAGAAGAGGAAAGAAAAUCUGGGCCGGAGAAUCCAAAUCCAGCGCUCGGGUCACCUGAACCUCUACCUGCUGCUUGAUGCUUCUAAGAGCGUGUCAGAACAAGACUUUGAAGUCUUCAAGGAGAGCGCCAUCUUCAUGGUGGACAGGAUCUUCAGCUUUGAGAUAAAGGUCAGCGUUGCUGUCAUCACCUUCGCUUCUCGGCCCAAAAUCAUCAUGUCGGUCCUGAGCGAGAAAUCCCAGAACGGGAUGGAGGUGGUCGGCAGUCUGGAUAGCAUCAACUAUAAAGACCAUGAAAACGCUACGGGCACCAACAUUUACGAGGCUCUCAACAGCGUCUACCUCAUGAUGAAUAACCAGAUGAAUCGAGUCGGCAUGAAGACCUCUGCCUGGCAGGAGAUCCGCCACGCCAUCAUCCUUCUGACUGACGGAAAGUCCAACAUGGGUGGCUCUCCCAAGCCAGCAGUCGACAACAUCAGAGAGAUCUUGGGCAUCCGUCAGAAGAGAAAUGACUACCUGGACAUCUAUGCUAUUGGGGUGGGCAAGCUGGACGUGGACUGGAAAGAACUGAACGAACUGGGGUCCAAGAAGGACGGUGAGAGGCAUGCCUUCAUCCUGCAGGACGCGAAGGCCGUGCAACAGGUCUUUGAGCAUAUGCUGGAUGUCUCUAAGCUCACAGACACUAUCUGUGGGGUGGGGAACAUGUCCGCCAAUGCCUCGGACCAGGAGAGAACACCUUGGCACGUCACCUUUAAGCCCAAGAACAAGGAGACUUGCCGGGGAUCCCUCAUCUCUGACCAGUGGGUGCUGACAGCAGCUCACUGUUUCCAUGACACCCAGAUGGAGGACCGCCACCUGUGGAGGGUGAGCGUGGGGGAUCCCGCCUCCCAGCACGGCAAAGAGUUCCUUGUGGAGGAGGCGUUCAUUGCGCCCGGGUUUAACGUCCAUGCCAAGAAGAGCCAGGGCAUCUCGGAGUUCUACGCUGACGAUAUUGCUCUGCUGAAGCUGGCCCAGAAAGUGAAAAUGUCCACCCACGCCAGGCCCAUCUGCCUUCCUUGCACUGUGGAGGCCAACAUGGCUCUGAGGAGAAGCCCAGGUGGUACCUGUAAAGAACACGAGACAGAACUUCUGACACAGCAGAAAAUUCCGGCACACUUUGUGGCGUUGAAUGGGAAGAAACUGAACGUUAACCUCAGGACAGGACCCGAGAGGAUGAGCUGUAUCGAGGCUGUUUCCCGAAACAAAAACCUCUUCCCCAGCUUGACGAACGUUAGUGAGGUGGUGACUGACCAGUUUCUGUGCAGUGGGAUGGAGGGGGAUGACAACCCUUGCAAAGGAGAGUCCGGGGGAGCAGUUUUCCUUGAGCGGAGAUACAGGUUUUUCCAGGUGGGCCUGGUGAGCUGGGGUCUUUACGACCCUUGUCAUGGUCUCUCCAACAAAAACUCCCGCAGGAAGCCUCCCUACGGCGUUCAGCCUAGAGACUUCCACGUCAACCUCUUCCGCCUGCAGCCCUGGCUGAGGCAGCACCUGGGUGGUGUCCUGAGCUUCCUGCCCCUUUAGCAUGUUCGCCGACGCCUUUACUGUUCUGUCCCUCCUGUCUACUACCUCUGAAUGUCCUCACUCCUGGGCACAUAAAUCCUAGGCACUAGGAACCCAGAGACAGUGGCAAAAGCUAGGGAGUCCCCAGGGUUGUGCCAGGCCAGCUGUCCCGUCCUCACUGCCCUGCCUGGAUGCAAGUCCCCUCCUACCCUACCGUGCAUGCCUUGUACUCCUUUCACCUAAACAUGGAAUUUCCCAGGAAAUUAAUAAAAAUCAGUGAUUUCCACAUCUAUC